This is a messenger RNA of Mobula hypostoma (lesser devil ray), 708 nucleotides long. Its product is annotated as homeobox protein Hox-C12-like. Lineage: Eukaryota; Metazoa; Chordata; Chondrichthyes; Myliobatiformes; Myliobatidae. The record is from RefSeq and is a predicted model, not a curated record. Gene Ontology annotation, molecular function: DNA-binding transcription factor activity, RNA polymerase II-specific; sequence-specific double-stranded DNA binding. Bases 1 to 708 code for a protein of 235 amino acids. Gene Ontology annotation, biological process: regulation of DNA-templated transcription. The transcript is spliced from 2 exons.
AUGGGAGAUGAUGCCGCACUCAGCCCCGGCUUCGUGGGACCGCUUCUCAACCUCCACACCGGGGACCACUUCUACCUGCCCGGUUUCCGCGGCUCCGGCUCUCUGCCGCCGCUGACCUACCCGCGGCGAGAAGCCGUCUGCGCUCUGCCCUGGGCUCCGUCGGAGCCGGCGGCGAGCGCCUACUCGCAGAGUUACCCAAACGGGGCGCCGGCUCCAGUGGAGCCCGCCUACAGCCGGACCUGUGUCCACUCUGAACCGCCGGCCAAGAACUUUUACCAUGGGGGAGUUGCUCAAAAGGCGGCCUCCGGACCCACCAAGUUCCAGCUCCCGGCCUCUACAAAUACCGCCGCCGACACGCCAGAGGGCUGUCCCGCGCUGGGAACCGAAUCCGCCUCCACUUUUCUGAACUCCGUUGGUGAACCUGGCGGCUGCUCGCCGCUCGCCCCGCGGGAAACGUUCGCCGAUUCGGCAACGUCCUGGUAUCACCUCCAUUCCCGAUCAAGGAAAAAGCGGAAACCAUACUCCAAAAGCCAGAUCGCGGAGCUGGAGGGGGAGUUUAUGGUGAAUGAGUUUAUCACGCGGCAGCGGCGCAGGGAGCUCUCCGACCGACUGGUCCUCACCGACCAGCAGGUGAAAAUCUGGUUCCAGAACCGGCGGAUGAAGAAGAAACGAUUACUCCUCCGUGACCAAGCACUGAGUCUCUACUAG